AAUGCUUGUCUCUCAUGGCUCUGUGAUUAAAGUCAAAAAGUUGUUGAUCAUCGUUGGUCAAAGCUUUUUAUUCAUUUCGACUAUCCUAAAAUUAAAAUGUCUUUAAUGAUGAAUGAUUCUCGCCCAUAUUUUGAAGAUUAUUCACAAAAACCAAUGCAGCGACAAUUUAGCCCAUAUGCAGAUAAUGGAGGGAGUAUUAUUGCUAUAGCUGGUGAUGAUUUCGUUGUAAUUGGAGCUGACACUCGAUUAAGUGCAGGAUAUUCAAUCUACACCCGUGAUCAAAAUAAGCUUUUUAAAUUAUCAAAUACAACUGUGUUAGGUUGUUCUGGUUGUUGGUGCGACACCCUUACCCUCACAAGAAUUUUGAAUGCUCGUAUGCAGAUGUACGAGCAAGAGCAUAAUAAGAUUAUGUCCACACCUGCUUGUGCCCAAAUGUUGUCAACUAUGCUUUAUUACAAACGAUUCUUCCCAUAUUACAUAUCCAACAUUUUGGCAGGAUUGGAUUCAGAAGGAAAAGGAUGUGUCUACAGUUAUGAUCCAAUAGGACACACAGAACGUUCGAGUUAUAAAGCUGGUGGAUCUGCAGGUGUUUUAUUGCAACCUCUAUUGGAUAACCAAAUAGGUCUGAAAAAUAUGGUCAACAUUCCUAAUGCCCCCCUUACCAUCGAGAGAGCAGUUGGUAUAUUAAAAGAUACUUUCAUCUCUGCAGCAGAAAGAGACAUACACACUGGUGAUAGUAUUAAAAUUAAUAUUAUCACUAAGGAUGGAGUCAAGGAAGAUUCUUUUGAAUUGAGAAAAGAUUAAACUAUUGUACUUUAUUUCAUUCAUUAAAUCUGUUUUGAUUUAUUAA
Coccinella septempunctata (seven-spotted ladybird) is the source of this 850-nucleotide messenger RNA. RefSeq names its product proteasome subunit beta type-1 (gene Prosbeta6). Gene Ontology annotation, cellular component: proteasome core complex. Bases 97 to 804 code for a protein of 235 amino acids. The transcript is spliced from 2 exons. The record is from RefSeq and is a predicted model, not a curated record. NCBI's taxonomy places the organism in Eukaryota, Metazoa, Arthropoda, Insecta, Coleoptera, Coccinellidae.